AUGGUAAUCAAUGGUGAUUUCAAUGGCAAUGGUAAAGGUAAUUGUAAUGGAAAUGAUAAUGGAAAUGCGAAUAGUAAUGGUAAUGUUUAUGGUAGUAGUAAUGGUAAUGUUAGUAGUAAUUGUAAUGGAAGCAGUAUAGUUCCUGUCAAUUGCAAUGGUAAUGGUAAGAGUAAUAGUAAUUGUAAUUAUAGUGAUAAUGGUAAUGCUAAUAUUAAUGGUCAUGGCAAUUGUAUUGGCAAUGACGAUGGUGAUUGUAAUGGUAAAGAUAAGGGUAACAGUAAUGGUAAUUGUAAUGAUAAUGGAAAUAGUAAUGGUAAAGAAUGGCAAUGGUCUUGA
Messenger RNA from Rhagoletis zephyria (snowberry fruit fly), 336 nucleotides. RefSeq names its product aspartate and glycine-rich protein-like. The record is from RefSeq and is a predicted model, not a curated record. Lineage: Eukaryota; Metazoa; Arthropoda; Insecta; Diptera; Tephritidae.